CAUGCUUCCAUAGCAACGUUGUCCCCAUAACAGGUGGUGAAAGAAGCAGUGAAACUGGGAACAAACUGCAUUUAUCAACGAAUUCGUGGGAGAUACCUUGGUCGUAAAUAAUCCUCCAAGAUGUCGAUUGCCCUCGCUCAACCCCGCCAUAUUUUUGGCUUGAAAACAGGGAUCAGUGGCAACAUCGCAUUUCAAGAUGAACAGACCAUCGUCUAUCCGUCAGGUGCCAACUGCAUCCUGUACAACAUCGACCAGAAGUCACAGAAAUUCAUCCCAGCCUCUGAGAAAAGCCAGGGCAUGACCGCUAUGGCAGUGAGUCCAAAUCGCCGCUAUGUUGCCAUUGCUGAGAAAGGAGAAAAGGCAACCAUCACUGUCUAUGACCUGCAUUCAUUGAGGAGGAGAAAGGUCCUCAGUUCACCAGAGGUGGCAUCUACAGAAUUCGUGAGCCUGGCAUUUUCCCCAGACUCCAAAUAUCUUGUUGCCCAAGGUGGUCAGCCGGACUGGACCCUGCUCUACUGGACUUGGGAGAAAUCGAAAGUAAUGGCUGUGACGAAAACAACAAAUCCUCAGACUAAUCCACCAGUUUAUCAGGUCACAUUCAACCCUCAAGACAACACGCAGCUCUGUGUGGUUGGAAAUGGUAUCUUCAAACUCUUCCGCUACAGUGAGGGCAACCUAAAGCAGUUUGCCUUCCAGAAAUUGGAACCGCAGAAUUAUUUGAGUCAAGCAUGGGUGUCUGACGAGAGAGUGGUUGUUGGGACAGACAUGGGAAAACUGAUGCUCUUUGAAGCUGGGGAGCUCAAGCAUGAAUUCAACCUGGCCGCGCAACAGAAAGAUACAGAUAAAGACUUUGGAAGUGCCAUUGGUGAAAUUGAACGGCCAAAGGGUCCACCCCAGAUCACCGCCAUAGUGGCCUACUCCAAGGGCUUUGCCUGUGCCUGUGGACCUGGAACUGUUCUUCUGUUUGAGAAAACUGAUGACAAAGAAUACUUCAAGAAAAUCCGAGAAAUCAAAAUUCCAGCUGAUCAAAACAGUUCCGAUCCUACCAAAGCUGAACAGCAGAUGAUCAUGACCUUGACCGUGAGUCCAUCAGAGGAGGGACUGGUGGCGGCCACAAACUUCAACCAGCUGUACAACAUCACCCUCUCCAGCGCUGAUCUCGGCAAGGGUGACCAGGCACACUUUGAAGUGCUUGCUCAGGGUUUCCAUUACAGUCACGUGACAGGGCUGGAUGUCUGUAGCAGGAAGCCCCUUAUUGCCACGUGCUCCUUGGACCGAUCGGUCAGGAUAUGGAAUUUCGAAACAUGCAAUCUCGAGUUGUAUAAAGAAUUUGCCGAGGAAGCGUACAGUAUAGCGUUGCAUCCGUCUGGCCUCUACAUCCUUGUUGGCUUCAGUGAUAAACUACGCUUGAUGAAUCUGCUCAUUGAUGAUAUCAGGACUUUCAAGGAAUUCACUAUCCGUGGAUGCAGAGAGUGUUCCUUCAGUAAUGGUGGCCAUCUUUUCGCCGCUGUCCAUAGCAAUGUUAUCCAAAUCUACUCCUCCACAACAUUCGAGAAUGUUGCCAACCUGAAGGGCCACAACGGCAAGAUUCGUUCAAUCAUUUGGAGCGCAGACGACAGUAAGAUUAUCUCCUGUGGUAUGGAGGGUGCCGUGUACGAGUGGGACUCCUACAGUGGGAAGCGUGUUGGUGAAAGCGUCAUUAAGUCGUGUAGCUAUACCAGCGUUGCGGUUACACCUGAUGGAAAGACAACCUUUGCUGUUGGCUCUGAUAAGACACUGAAAGAGAUUGCAGAUUCACAGAUUCUGAGGGACAUUGACGCCAACGAUUUGACCUUGACCUCUGUCGCGAUGUCGCACUCUGGUCGUAUGCUAUUCGGUGGUACCCAGCUUGGUACGCUCCGAUCCAUCAAGUUCCCAUUGACUGUGCCAGGAGAAUGGACCGAACAUCAGGGUCACUCUGAGGCUAUUGCAAAGAUGAAGAUCACAUAUGAUGAUCAGUAUCUGGUGACAAUCUCCGAAGAUUCCUCCAUCCUGCUGUGGAAGAUCCAAGAUAAGGAGGGACGAGGUUUGAAACGAGACAAAGAGGCAUGGGCUGAGGAGAUCCUCAUUACCAAGAGCGACUUGGAGGAGAAGAAUGCUAUGAUGAGUGAAUACAAGACGCGUGUUGAGGAACUCAAGAUGGAGAAUGAGUAUCAGCUAAGGCUGAAGGACAUGAACUACAAUGAGAAGAUCAAGGAACUCACAGAGAAAUUCAUACAAGAAAUGGAAUCUCUCAAGACGAAAAAUCAGGUUUUGAAAACCGACAAGGACAAAGAGGAGGCAAAGCAUGAAGAGGAGUUACAAGAGUGUAUGGAGAAACACAGCAAGGAGCUCCAGGAUCUCGAGUCGGCCAACAACCAAAAACUCAUGCUGGAGUAUGAAAAGUACCAAGAGCUGCAGGCCAAGAGUCAGAAAAUGCAGGAGGAUUAUGAGCGUCAGCUGCAGGAAAUGGAGGAGAGUAAAGAACGCGCCCUGGAGGAGUUGACAGAGUACUACGAGACGAAACUCCAGGAGAAGAUCACUCAGCUCGAACAAGCAAAUGACGAGGCUCGGCAGCAAAAUCGGGAGUACGAGGAGACAAAGAGACAGAUUGAAGAAGACGCUGAUCGGGAGAUUCUCGAUAUCAAGAAUAAGUACGAGCGUCGGUUGAGAGAUGAGAAGGAGGCGAACAUGAGGCUGAAGGGCGAGACUGGUAUCAUGAAGAAGAAGUUCACAAGUCUUCAGAAAGAGAUUGACGAUCACAAGGAGGAGAUCAAGAAAUACCAAGCAGAAACGGCUAAAUUGAACAACGUCAUUCGAAAUCUUGAAAAGGACAUCGCCGGUCUGAAGAAAGAAAUCCAGGAGCGUGACGAGACGAUUCAGGAUAAGGAGAAGCGUAUUUACGAUCUGAAGAAGAAGAAUCAAGAACUGGAGAAGUUCAAGUUUGUCUUGGAUUAUAAGAUCAAGGAGCUGAAGAAACAGAUUGAACCGAGGGAGAAUGACAUCAAGGCCAUGAAGGAACAAAUUCAAGAGAUGGAGAGUGAGUUAGAAAGAUUCCACAAACAGAACACUCAACUUGAACUCAACAUAACAGAACUGAGACAGAAACUCAAAGCCACAGACAAAGAGAUGCACCAAGAGAGACAGAAGGUUCGUGAUGGUGAGGCUAUUGUGCGACGAUUCAAGACAGAUCUUCACAACUGCGUGGGUUACAUCCUCGACCCCAAGAUGCUCAAGGAAAGCAUCAAAGCUUUGUACCAGAAACACGUACAGGAAGAUAUUACUGAGAGUGCAAGCGUUGAUGCCGACAUCCAGAAAGAGUACAGUCGUCAACGUGAACACUUGGAGCGGUCUGUGGCAUCACUUCGGAAGAAACUGGUCAAGGAUACUGAGAUCCACCGCGCUGAUAACGUCAGGAUCAUGCAGGAGAACGUGUCAUUGAUCAAAGAAAUCAACGACCUUCGUCGAGAGUUGAAAAUUUCCCGCACCGGUGUGCAUGACCUUGAAGCAGCCCUUGGCCUCCACAGGAAGAACAAAGACAGCGCUAACAUGGCAGCUGCUACUCUCGCCGCCGUCGCAGGAACAAACAAGAACGCCAUGCUAGAAAGAGAUUUAGAAGAAACGAAAAAAAUUGUCGAUGUCCAGAAGAGUGAAUUGAAAAGAUUGCGGUCUUCCCUGCGAGAAAUUGAAACUGGGGCUGUUUCGCGGCCGCAUUCUGGUCAGAAGCUUCCUCCAGUAGUGGCAGUACAGUAAUCAAACCAUCCCCAUAAACAUUAUUCUAAAACAUUGGAGUCAAUAAAGAACCCCAAUUUUUCCUACUUUGUCAAUUUAUGACCCCAGAAGAUAUUUUCCUUGAUUUCCUGCAGACGGCAACUCUUUAAGAAGAUGCAAUGCUAUCCAUUGUAACAGUGACUGAGUUCUGGCUUUUUUUCACUGAUUGUUAGCUUUGUUACCUUCAGGGCGCGUCCGGGACCUUGCAUUUUGAAGAAGGUCCUGUUGCAUGAAAAGUGAAGAGUAAAAAGUGAAGAUGUAAAAGCCACUAAACACCAUUCCUAAAAAUGAGAUAAUUUUGCCCGUGGUAAAAUAAAGCUGACAGUACCCAAGAUUUUAAUACGUAACUACUCGAAGCUAAACCCGCAAGACCCCAUCAAAUAUUCUGCCAGAAGAUAACACAGAAAACCAUUAGAGGUGAAGAAAAAAGUUGUGUUUCCUUGAAACGACCUAAAAUGGAUUUGCUGGCUUUUCCAUCUGAACUCUUCAAAUGUUUUUGUUAAUUUGUGUAAGUAAUGUUAUGUAAAUAACCUGCAAGUCUGUGAUAGAACUGUAUUUUGACAAGACUUUACAACCUGACACAUCCGCUUCCUCUUAACUUUCGAAGAGUGAAAUCUGCUGAAGUCAGAAAACUCUUAGUCAGUUAUCAUUCUGAUAUGCUUAAAGGCCUACGCCGUUCGUUAAAAAUUUUGAAUUUGUAAUUGAAUUUAAAAAUGUCCAAUUGCGGAAAUACUUACGAAAUAUAAAUUUCAACAUUGUCGUUGUGUAGACUGAUAUACAAAUACUAUGAAUACCAACUUUAAACAAAUUCGUAUUCACAAUACCUAUACUAUGGCAUUGUGUAUUCGCGGACAUCUAUUUAACUGGACCACAAGUAAAAACGGUGUACCCCUUUAAGUGUGGAACAAAAAAGCACCGAAGACCUACUUAUUCUAGUGCUUGAUGUAUUGCACUAUUUUUACAAUGAUUUAGUUGUGUUAAUGUUUUACUUCUUUACUCGAAUUGUAUAUUUUUUUGCCAGGUGAUUUUAAAACAAUUAAACUAAUCCGUCCCUUGAUUGAUAAGGCAACCAAUGAAUGUGUGGUUGAAAUCUUUUUAAUGAAUGUAUGCAUGAAUUAAUUAUUUUAAAGGUAUUUGUAUAAAGUAGUCCGUCCAUUUUUUGUCGCUUUAAGAACAGACUUGUUUGUCAGAGGUUGUCUCGUUGAGUGGUCGUUGGACCUUGGUUCAUUUUGGAAAAUUGGUUUGUCUGAUGUAAACUACCCACUGUUUGGAUUUAAUACCGAUCUCUCCAUUCCAUAAGGCCAUCAAAAAUUGAUGACUUGUUUUACAUGACUCCACCUUGGGAAAAUAUUGGUGAGUAGGGCAUUUAUAUUUUAAAUUUUAUAUAUUUUUUCAGCUGAAAUAAGGAAGGUCAAGGUCGAGUAUAAAUGGAAGAAAACCUUUAAUGAACUAACGAUUAAAACUGUGGUUAAAACUGAACAAUAAUCCCCUGUCUGGCCCCACGAACAAUCUGGCAAGUUACGAAAACCAUCGUCAAUGUGACGAGAAAUCGAUGAAAAAAGGUGGGAAUGACGCGCCACAUGGCAGUCUGCCAUGUCUGCACAGAGUACCGGAUCACCUUGACAACACAGUGCAGAGUAAAACACAAGAUGAUUUUGAACGACUAAAAGGUUCUAUCAAUAGACGGUAGAUUGUGCGCGUGCUCUGACGAUCUUUUGAUUAUAAUGAUUAUAAAAUGAGUAAAAAAAGGCUUUUGAGAAAAAUAUAAAAUAUAAAAAAUUGUUGAGGUGGCGCCAAAAAUUGAGGGGCACGGUCAUGUAAAACAAGUUAUUUAUUUUGAUUGACCUAAACAAUAUGUUCCCUUUGUUUGGCUAAUAAGGAUCUAUUCUCCUCAUUUCCAAUCAAAAGUUCUAAAAGGGUUACUAUAGGCAGAAGUUAGGGGUCAACCCAGUAGUCUUCAUGUGACUAAUAUGGAGAGUUUGGGGACAGGGUCAUGUUUGAUUCAGCAUUUAAUAUAUUCCACGUACAAGCGUGAAUAGUUUGAUGUCCUGUGAGAUAGGAGAGACCCCUAUUAUCAGCUUCUUGUAACCUUAUCUGACUACCUGGCUUUUACCUAUAGACUCCCUUUCAGCAAGGAUUGUUCAGCAACUCACCAAACUGCUCCUGCCUGGCGAUAGCAGCUUUGAAUUUUUUUUGGCUGCCUAUUGAUUUCAUCAUAUCCGGCCAGCAGAUAAAUGAUGAUCUAUGGAAGUUCAAAUCUGUUUCUCGGUUACUUAAACAUUUUGUCGUCGAGUGAACUUUUGCAGUUUGGUUGAAUUGCAUGACUGAAACUCAAUGGGAUGGCAACCCUUUUCAAUUUCAAGACUAUGUAUACAUGUAUGUACAACCAUGUACAUGUUUAUUGAAAUAGGAUUGAUAGACUGGUCCAUGUUGAGGAAGUUGUGUGUAAGACCCUGAAAUGAUUAAAAAUGUAAAUAGGCAUCAUUGCUGACGUUUUGUACAUACGUGAAUCUAGUAACGGCUAUCAUACCAUCAUGUAGGGCACUGGAAAUAUCCAAUAAACUUUGAAACAAUA
Molecule: messenger RNA, 6364 nt
Organism: Lineus longissimus
Lineage: Eukaryota; Metazoa; Nemertea; Pilidiophora; Heteronemertea; Lineidae
Product: cilia- and flagella-associated protein 57-like
Exons: 16
Coding region: 121-3771 (1216 amino acids)
Molecular function (GO): protein binding
Source: RefSeq, a predicted model, not a curated record